Molecule: messenger RNA, 2208 nt
Organism: Ipomoea nil (Japanese morning glory)
Lineage: Eukaryota; Viridiplantae; Streptophyta; Magnoliopsida; Solanales; Convolvulaceae
Product: L-type lectin-domain containing receptor kinase IX.1-like
Exons: 1
Coding region: 24-2081 (685 amino acids)
Biological process (GO): protein phosphorylation
Cellular component (GO): plasma membrane
Molecular function (GO): ATP binding; carbohydrate binding; protein kinase activity
Source: RefSeq, a predicted model, not a curated record
AAACGGAAGCUGCAGAAGCAAUAAUGUCAUAUGUUUUGUGUUUAAGGUUCAAGGAUUUGGUCUAUGCGUUGUUGACCAUGGUGGGUCGUUUCUUGCUUCUUUUCUUGUCGAUAAUCCCUUUAGUUCACUCACUAUCCUUCAACUUCGAUCGGUUCACCGCCGCCAGUGCCCAGAAUCUUACGUUUGACAGAACCGCCGUGGUGAACAGCUCCAUCCAGUUAACGUCGGACCAACUAGCGAGCAUCGGCAGGGCGACAUACGGCGAGCCGCUGCAUCUCUGGGACAAGGCCACAGGGAAUCUCACGGCGUUCAACACCCACUUCGCCUUCGUCAUAGAUUCCAAAGGCAGCAAACGCUACGGCGAUGGUUUUGCGUUCUUCCUGGCGCCGGUUGGUUCCCGGAUUCCUCCCAACGCCACCAAAGGUGGCGGCUUUGGCCUUGCCAAUGACGACGACCGGUUGAAUUCCAGUAGAAAUACAUUUGUUGCUGUGGAGUUUGAUAUCUACAUGAAUGAGGAGUACGAUACUCAGUCGAAGCAGGUCGGGAUUGAUGUGGAUUCUCUGCAGUCUGCUGUUACUCAGACAUGGUUUCCAGACAUUGAGGGUGGGGAGCCAAAUCAGGCCUGGAUUAACUAUGAUCCUAGGUCGAUGAAUUUAAGUGUUGUGUUCAGUACUUUAGUAAACAACACAAGUACAUUCGAUCAGUUGUCAUAUGUUGUUGAUCUAAGAAAGUUCUUGCCAGAACGUGUGACUUUCGGGUUUGCUGCUGCAACAGGGAACAGAUCAGCUUUGCAGAAGAUUACUUCAUGGAAUUUCACUUCAACCUUUAAUGUUAGUCAAAUCCAGGCAAACCCAGAGAGAAAAUCAGCUAGGAAGGGUAGCCAACCAGUGGGGAUUGUAAUUGGUGUGGUGGUGGGAGGGUGUUUUCUGAUUGGAGGUUCUGGGGUGCUUCUAUUUGUGGUGUGGAGAAGGAGCAAGAUGAGGGAGAAGUUUGAAGAUGAGAUCUUUGGUAAUUACAAUGAUGAACUUGGAGGGGGGGCCGGGCCGAAAAAGUUUACAUACAGAGAGUUGGCUAGAGCUACAAACAACUUUUCGAAACAAGAUAAGCUUGGAGAAGGAGGAUUCGGGAGCGUUUAUAAGGGCCACUUGAAGGAACUCGAUUCGUAUGUUGCUGUGAAGAGAGUGUCAAAGGGAUCCAAACAAGGAAUCAAGGAAUAUGCAUCAGAAGUGAAGAUAAUCAGCCGUAUAAGGCAUAGGAAUCUGGUGCACCUUAUUGGUUGGUGCCAUGAAAACAAAGAUUUUCUACUUGUGUAUGAGUUCUUGUCCAAUGGCAGCUUAGACUCCCAUCUUUACAAAGGCCAAAGCCUGUUAACAUGGCCACUAAGGUACAAGAUUGUUCAAGAUUUAGCCUCUGCGUUACUCUAUCUGCACGAAGAAUGCGAAAAAUGUAUUGUCCACAGGGACAUAAAGUCUAGCAACAUCAUGUUGGAUUCAAACUUAAAUGCUAAACUUGGAGAUUUUGGAUUAGCGAGACUAGUUGAUCAUGAAAAGGGAUCGCGCACAACUGCACUGGCAGGAACCAUGGGCUACAUAGCCCUCGAAUGCGUCGUCUCAGGGAAAGCUAGCAAGGAAACAGACAUGUACAGCUUUGGCAUUGUGACAUUGGAGAUAGCCUGUGGGAGAAAACCAAUUGAUCCCACAGCUGAAGAAAGCCGAGUUAACAUUGUUGAAUGGGUGUGGAAACUGUAUGGAACUGGACAACUUCUUGAUGCUGUUGAUCCAAAUCUUUCGGGCGAUUUCACUAGAAGAGAAGUGGAACAGAUGAUGAUUGUCGGGUUAUGGUGUGCUCAUCCCGAUUGUAGUCUCAGGCCAAGUAUUAGGCAAGCCAUUCAAGUGCUCAACUUUGAAGCUCCUUUGCCUGAUCUCCCAGAAACCAUGCCAAUAGCAACAUUUAGGCCCCAACCAAAAGUUGCAUAUUCUCCAUCUUCAUCAUACUAUGGCUCUGAUGUUUCUCACACUAGCCAAACACAAUCUUCAAUCCACAGUGGCAACACUGAAAUCUCAUGUUCUUCUGCAGUAUAAUUAAUCUGAAAUUUUGUAUAUUUCUUUUCUGCUACACCAAGUUUCUUCAGUUUGACUGCAAACUUCUUCUAGUUACAUGGCAGUUUCCCUUUUUCAUUUUGCAGCAGAAAAACUCAAAAUUUUCUCC